AUGCUCUUCCAAGGUCUUUCCCUCGCUCUCCUGGCCCAAUUCGCCUUCGCCGCCCGUCCCUUCCUUAACGAGCCCGACACCGGUAUCGCCGAUGUCCUGAAUGGCCUGCAGCCGGGCGAGCUGCCCAACAUCACUGCCGUCGUCGGCCUGCCCGACUUCGACUACGUUGCCCGCAACUACAUGAAUGUGUCGGGCUACACCUACUACCGCAACGGCGCCGCCGGCGAGUGGUCGUACCGCAACAACCUCGAGGCCUACGGCCGCGUGCGCUUCAGGCCGCGCGUGCUGGUCGACAUCACCAAGAUCGAGCAGUCACUGCCCACCACCCUGCUCGGCCACAACGUGUCGGCCCCCUUCUUCAUCAGCCCCUGCGCCAAAGCUGGCUACGCCCAUGAGGACGGCGAGAUCAACUUCCUCAACGCCGCCGCCGAUGCCAACAUUCUGUACGUCGUCUCGGACUUCACUUCCAAGACCAAGGCGGAGAUCCAGGCCGCCAAGAAGGCCGGUCAGGUGCUGUUCCAGCAGACAUACGUGCAGGAAGACCUCGAGAGCGUGCGCACCCAGCUGCAGACGGCCGAGAAGGCGGGCUUCGCCGGCAUCGUGCUGACGGUCGACUCGGCCGCCGAUGGCAACCGCCACCGCGCCGCACGCUACGGCGUCGGCAGCGCGGACGCGUCCUACACUUACUUCACCUGGGACUACUACCAGCAGCUGCGCAACAUGACGCGCCUGCCCAUCAUCCCCAAGGGCAUCAUGAGCGUCGAGGACGCGCAGAAGGCGGUCGAGCUCGGCGCUCCGGCCAUCUACCUGUCCAACCACGGCGGCCGCCAGCUCGACGGCAGCCCCUCGCCGCUCGAGGUUGCCCUCGAGAUCCAUGAGCAGGCCCCUGACGUCUUCACCAAGACCGAGGUCUACGCUGACGGCGGUGUCCGCUACGGCGCCGACGCCAUCAAGCUGCUCGCUCUCGGCGUCAAGGCUGUUGGUAUCGGCCGUCCGAUCAUGUACUCCAACGUCUUCGGCGAGGAGGGCGUCUCCAAGGCUAUCAAGCUCUUCAAGCACGAGCUCGCCAUCGAUGCCGGUAACCUGGGUGUUCCCGACCUGAAGCAGAUUGAUACCCGCUACGUUUCUUACAAGUUCGAUAACUGGUACAGCUAG
This is a messenger RNA of Diplodia corticola, 1155 nucleotides long. Its product is annotated as fmn-dependent dehydrogenase. Gene Ontology annotation, molecular function: oxidoreductase activity; FMN binding. The transcript has 2 exons. The record is from RefSeq and is a predicted model, not a curated record. Lineage: Eukaryota; Fungi; Ascomycota; Dothideomycetes; Botryosphaeriales; Botryosphaeriaceae. The coding region runs from base 1 to 1155 and encodes 384 amino acids.